AUGGCUCUGCACGUGGACCCACUAAAACGUGAACUAUUGGAAGCGAGGAUUCAGGGAACGACAAGCCCAAGUGUUGCGACCUCAGCGGGAAAGUCACAGGACAUUAAUUCUACUCAACUUUUAUCAGACGAUCGCUUUAAGUGUGGUACAUCUUCAGACUCUGCGCCGCACACAGCAGAUGUAGGUUAUGUGGAUGUGACGUCCUCCACGGCGGUUUCCACAUACUGUGCCGUUUCUGUAGCCGCGUCCCGUGAUGGCCUUCCCACUCAACCCCACCUGGUGUCUGCUGUCAGUUCAAGCUUUCCCAGUUCAUUCCAUGGCGAUGUUGCCCCCCUGUAUAUCAAUUCUACAUGCCUUAAACGGACCAAUGACUCACCUACAGAACACCCUGGACCUUCGUCAACGAUGUGUGACAACCUUGGACCAAAUAUUCGUAAGACAUCGGAAUUUCUUCCCCUCUCAAAUCACCCUACAGAGGUACCUACGAACAGCUUUAGUAAUCAUGCUGAAGAAAGUAGCCUCAGUAUUGGCAGUUUAAGCGGGGAUGGCAUAUCCAAUAAAGGUGCAGGUGGGUUGUUCACUUGUCCUCAGAGUUCUAGCGGACAGAUUUUGCAUUACGGUGCUAGCCGUCAGGCCUUCCUCAUUCCUUAUUCCAACAGUAGUGCACUAUCCAACCAAUCCGUUUCCUUUGAUAUUGGCUGUCAGUCCAGUCCACUUUUGCCUCCAAACGAUUAUCCCACAGUUAUUGCGUCUCCCAAAAGUACUAGAAACCCUUCAGGCACUUCAGCGGUGCCUUUGCCACACGGACCGGGCACAAAUCGUUGUGGUGAAUUGAGUUCACCAUGCGCUGCCCAAAUCACACCUUCGACGCCUCGUAGCACUGUCCGCCGAAAACGGAGAGGUCCACUUUUCGAUGAACAGGGAAUACAACAACCUAAAAGGCCUGCUUAUAGGGGUACAAAACGGAUCGAUGAGAUGUUUAAGACUCCUCAAGGAAGUUGCCUGCUACAAGGGAAUGAAGAAAUCCAUGGUGAUUAUAUCGCCAAACUGGAUGCAGUUAUUCCUGCAUCGCAACAUAUCCUCUCCCCCUCUCGUGGUGGAACUAAUAGUUGCGUGACCAGUCCAAGUGAUAGUUCGAGUGAAGCGACUCCCCAAAAUGGUCUCCCCCCUACCUCCUCUAAUGUGAUUCACUGUUGCGCCGCUGUGCAGACUGAGUUAGAAUCCAGUGUCCAAUCUACCCACUCCUUACUUCCACCCUCCACCACCACUACUACACAACAGGGUGGCACGAACACUUCACCACCCCCCUCGAGCAGUCUUGUUGAAAGUUUGCACCGGCGAAUUGCCGAGCUUGAGGUAGAAAACACUGCCCAAAGACAGGCUAUCGCACUUGCUCAGGAACAUAGCCUUAAGUCACGGCAACUCAUUCAAGAUCUGCUGAUUGAAAAGAGUCUCCUGGAGCGAAAGACCACACGCCAAAAGGUGAUGGAUAACAGAUUACGACUUGGACAAUUUGUUACUCAGCGCCAAGGUGUUCAUUUCGAGGAAAAGUGGAUCGAAGGAUAUCGAUUUAAGGAGCUUGACGCCCGCCGUAAAAAUAUCGAGUCCAUUCGCGAGGAAAUAGAACGAAAAAAGAAGCAAUGGAACAAGCGAAAACCUGGAUCUGAGAGCAGAAAGAAUAGCAAGACUCGAUGGGAGGAAGUCUCGGUCGACGAAUUUUACGAACAGAUUGAAAUUUACGAUCUCCGAAAGCAAAUGCUAGUGAAGGAGGAUAAGGAGAUUCAAAGCGAGCUGGAGCGCCUUGAUAGGGAGCGAAAUCUGCACAUUCGCGAGAUUAAGCGGAUAGCAAAUGAGGACGCCUCACGUUUUAAGGACCACCCUCUACUCAAUGAACGGUAUCUGCUCCUCAAUCUUCUCGGCAAGGGUGGAUUCUCGGAAGUCCACAAGGGGUUUGAUUUGCAAGAGAAUCGGUAUGUGGCUUGCAAGAUACACCAACUGAAUCCUGCCUGGCCCAAGGACAAAAAGGACAACUACAUCAAGCACGCACUCCGCGAAAUUGAAAUCCACAAGACCUUGAAUCACCAACGGAUUGUCAAGGUGUUUGACGUCUUCGACAUCGACCAUGAUGCUUUUUGCACCGUCCAGGAGUACUGCGAAGGCAACGACUUGGAUUUCUUCCUCAAACAGAACAAGAUAAUACCGGAGCGUGAGGCUAAAUCAAUUAUCUGUCAAGUCAUAUCAGCUCUGAAAUAUCUGAACCAAAGAAAACCACCAGUCAUCCACUACGACCUAAAGCCAGGUAACAUCCUGCUGGGGUCGGGUGAGCUCUCAGGUGAAAUCAAGAUUACCGAUUUCGGAUUGAGCAAGCUGAUGACGGAAGAUUUGUAUAACCCCGACACCGGCAUGGACUUAACUUCACAAGGCGCCGGGACUUAUUGGUACCUACCUCCCGAGUGUUUCGAAACGGGCCGAGAACCGCCCAAGAUUUCCUCAAAGGUGGACAUUUGGUCUGUUGGCAUCAUUUUCUUCCAGUGCCUCUUCGGCAAAAAGCAAAACUGUGGUCCUCGUCGCAAAUGCUCCGUGGGCUCGUUUUGCGUGAGCUUAGAAGUGCUUCAAGGCGCCUGGCGACGCACUGCUGGAAACCCGCCUCACCUCCACCGUGAGCCCUUCGGACACAACAUGUCGCAAGCAGACAUCCUCCACCAGAACACCAUCCUUCAUGCCCGAUCAAUCGUGUUUCCCUCCGUACCCAAAGUCAGUGAUGCUGCAAAGGAAUUCAUCCGCAAGUGCUGUACAUACCAAAAAGAACUUAGGCCAGACGUUUUCCAGUUGUUCAACGAUGACUAUCUUAAGCCAAAGGCCCAGCUCAAACAUAAUGUGGAUGUUGGAUCUCUUCCCGGUCCAACCGGCGUUCCCCCGUCUGCCAGUACCUCUGCCUCCCAAGCAGUUCCUGGUGCACAUCAGCAGGCGGCCGGUGCCAACCAACCCCAAAGCGGAGGAAGUGUAAGUAGUGGCUAUGUACCCAAUGCCGCUUUGGGAAUCUUUGGGACUAGCAGUCCCGCCCCCGUGGCACUUUCAGCACCCCAACAGCCCCACCACCCCUGA
Mesocestoides corti is the source of this 3105-nucleotide messenger RNA. Lineage: Eukaryota; Metazoa; Platyhelminthes; Cestoda; Cyclophyllidea; Mesocestoididae. The record is from the annotation of a GenBank genome assembly.